AUGCAAAAAUCGAAGAUUUUAGAAGUGCUGUGGUUAGCAGACGAAGCCGGGCUGUUAGACGAGCCAUCGGAGAGGAAGUAUUGGGUUCACCCAUUAAUUGAAAAUCGGGAAAAUUCUAAAAAGUUUCUAGUGUUUUAUAGUGAUUUGAGAAAAUAUCCAGAAAAGUUUUUUGACUAUUAUCGAAUGUCCAUUAAUUCAUUUGAUGAACUUUUGCAAAAAGUGCGCGAAUCAUUAACUAAAAGUUAUACUCAACUUCGCAAUCCAAUAACUCCAGAAGAACGGUUAACAGUGACAAUAAGGUAUCUAUCUACUGGAGUGAGCUUUUCUGCACUGCAUUAUGAUUUCCAUAUAGGAAAAAGCACUAUAUCUGGAAUAGUGAGAAAAACGUGCCAGGUAAUAUGGUCAACUCUAAAACCAACAGAAAUGCCUGAGAUUAUAAAAGAUAAGUGGUUGGAAAUUGCUGACGUAUUUUAUUUGAAAAAUAAUUUUCCUAACUGCUUAGGAGCAAUUGACGGGAAACAUAUACGGUGCAAAAAUCCUAAAAAUUCGGGUUUUCUUUUUUUUAAUUACAAAAAGUAUUUUUCUGUUAUGUUGAUGGCUGUCGUAGAUGCUAAUUUACAAUUUAUUACUAUCGAUGUUGGAGCUUACGGCAAAGACGGGGAUUCAAACGUGUUUAAAAAUAGCAACUUCGGAAAAUUGUUGUAUUCGAAUAAACUUGACCUUCCAGAACCAGCUUUAUUACCAGAAACAGAAAGCAACCCUCAACCUUAUGUUUUUAUUGGUGAUGAAGCAUUUGCGCUUCAUACACACUUGUUAAGGCCUUAUUCUGGACGAAAACUCACAGAAAUUGGUAGAGUGUUCAAUUAUAGGUUAUCCAGGGCACGCCGAAUGGUAGAGUGUGCAUUUGGUGUAUUGGCUAACAAAUGGCGAGUAUUUCACACUCCAAUUCAAGUAGAACCCGAUUUUACGGAUGACAUUAUAAAGGCAUGUUGUGUCUUACACAAUUUUGUACGUAAAAGAGAUGGAACCAAUUUUGAAAACUCAGAAACAAUCUCGCUUGAAGAUAUCGAAGUUCACGGAACUGUGACACGAUCUCAAGGUAUUGAGAACAUGGAUAUCAAUUUCGAAACUGGAUUUUCGCUGUCUGAGGCGUUAGACAUUUUGUACAAUGACAUAGAUGCAGACGAGAUAUAUAUCGAACCACCUGAACCAUGUGUACAAACUGAUGAAGAUUCCGGGGAUGAAAACAAUGGCGAAGUAGACAACCUAUCAGCACGCCAAUUACGAACUAAAGCAGAAAUUAAAUUAGCCAAUAAUAAGAGGUACGGCGGUAUUGGUGAUGAUAAUAUUGGUCUAGAAAACAUUUUGAGCAGUAAAUCUGUGACAUCGAGUGAACAAUAUAAACACGUAAGCACGAAAAGUAUAGAUGAGUGGAUGAAAAAAAUAAAAACUGGUAAGAAAUCUUUUACGUGGAUAAAAGGGGGAGAUUUUGAAGAGCUUCAAAAGAACUUUCCUCAGCCUGAUUUUUCAAGUUACAAAAACUUAUCUAUUGUAGACAUUUUUGAAACUUUUUUGGAUUACGACAUAAUUAAUUAUCUUGUGGCUGAAACUAGACGUUAUGCACUUUUUUUAAAUUGUCCAGAUCCACAUAUAACACAUGACGAAAUUCGAUGUUUUAUUAGUAUUUUAUACCUUAGUGGAUACAAUAAAUUACCUACAAAAAAGUCGUUUUGGGACUCUAUGGAUGAUAUGAAAAAUGAGGCUGUCUGUAAUGCAAUGCGCCGUGAUAGAUUUUUGCAAAUAUGUCGCUUUAUUCAUUGUGCUGAUAAUACACAAAUUGAUGCUAAAGAUAAGGCUUAG
This is a messenger RNA of Aphis gossypii (cotton aphid), 1860 nucleotides long. RefSeq lists its product as uncharacterized. The transcript has 4 exons. Bases 1 to 1860 code for a protein of 619 amino acids. The record is from RefSeq and is a predicted model, not a curated record. Lineage: Eukaryota; Metazoa; Arthropoda; Insecta; Hemiptera; Aphididae.